Messenger RNA from Oldenlandia corymbosa var. corymbosa, 1107 nucleotides. The record is from the annotation of a GenBank genome assembly. Lineage: Eukaryota; Viridiplantae; Streptophyta; Magnoliopsida; Gentianales; Rubiaceae.
AUGGACAAAACAUUUCAGCAGAUAUGGGACUAUAGAAGGAAAGAUGAUGAUGUUGAUUCUAUGAGCGAUGAUUCGAAGUCAAGUUCAGGCGACGAGGCGUCUGGAAGGAAGCAUAUGCUUGUUCAUGUUUUGAGUUCACCGGAGCAGGAUGAAGCAGCAACUGAUCAUCUUUCCCAAUCAUCUCAACAGAAUUACAGCAAGGUUCAUUUUACAAAUGGAGGUCCAUUUCGGGUCGCGAAAGGUAAAAAGCAAAUUCAACCUUCAGGAAAGAAAAGAAAUGGUGGUGGUGGUGGUCGUGGUGAUAAAAAGAAGAACCCGAAGCCAAAUCAUGGGGUUAAGAGGAAAAGGAAGGAGGUAAAUGAAUCCACUCCGGAUCAAGAUCUUGCAAUAUUCAGUGAUUUCAAGACCUUCACUGAUUCCCUUCUGGAGGAACUCAAAGUUGCGAGGAAGAAAAUGCUGGUGCAGAUGGGGAAACAGAUAGCGAAAUUGGCCUCCCCGAAAAAGCCAGUUUCGAAACCUAGGAAGAGGAAGAGUAAAGCCGUGCAGCAGCAAUCUGGAAGCAAACCAGGAGGAGGGAAAAAUCAAAGUUCCAAUAAGAAGGGAUUGAGUAAAGGAGAAACUCAAAGCAAUGGAAAGCGUAAAAUCGCUGCAGGCAAACAGAAAUCAGGAAGUGUAGCUGCAGUGAAGAAACCAUUAGAUGUUCCUAAUGCUUCUGAUCAGAUAGAUUCUUCUUUUUGUGGGAAUUCUAGGACUAAUGCUGCUAACAGUAGUACUGCUGCAGAGAUAGAUACUUCAUUGGCGGAUCGAAACGAGCAUUAUAACCAUUUGUUAGGGAUCCAGCCAGCAGAAAACUGGGGAAGUUUUGAUCAAAUCACUUCAUCAAAAGAGGUGGUGGUUUACAUGCAACAACAAAGCUCACAAACAACUUCAAGAACGCUUUCUGUUUUGCCGGUACCGUUUCAUCAUCAUCAAUGGUCUGGUAAUAAUGAUGGGUUCAACCACCUCAGUAGCCAAUCAGCUCAGGAGAAUUACAAAAGCACAGCAAAUGUGAGGAUGAAUGAUGAUGGAUCAGUUAUGGGAUUUGCUGGAAGAAGCCAUAUGUUCUGA